Messenger RNA from Lactuca sativa (garden lettuce), 969 nucleotides. Lineage: Eukaryota; Viridiplantae; Streptophyta; Magnoliopsida; Asterales; Asteraceae. The record is from RefSeq and is a predicted model, not a curated record.
AUGGUCAGCACAGGAUCAGACGUUUACUCAUUUGGGAUUGUCCUCUUUGAAAUGUUGAGUGGGAUGCUCGCUUACGAUAAAAGGAGCAUUGAUGAUGGUCAGCCACAGACACUCUUACAACUGGUCAAACGCUACUAUGAUGAUGGCCUGGACAAGCUCAUUGAUCCCAGAAUUAGAGAUCAAAUUAAGAUUCAUUCUUUGUAUACAUUUAAGAAGAUUGCUUAUCGAUGUAUUAGUACCAACUUAAACGAUCGCCCAACCAUGAAGAGGAUCAUCAGGAAGAUUAAAGAAGCACUGAACUUUCAAAACCAUGAAGCAACUUAUAGCAUUACCACACGAAACCUAGAUAGUUAUCAAAUUCCAAUAAAUGAGAUCAGCUUGGCAACCGAAAAUUUCAACCCUCAAACUUUGAUCGGAGAAGGUGGAUUUGGUAUGGUUUACAAAGGACAGUUGUCUCGAAGCUGGCAAAACUGCACAGUUGCCAUCAAACGCCUUAAUACACAAGGCCACCAAGGGAAGAAGGAGUUCCAUGCCGAGCUUAAUCUGAUUUCAAGAUUCCACCAUCCAAACAUCAUCCCUUUUAUUGGCUACUGUGAUGAAGACCGUCAAAUGAUUAUUGUUUACCAAUAUGCAGUCAAUCGAAGUCUUGAUUAUUAUCUUGUAGACCCGAUUAAGAGGCGUUCCCUAACAUGGGCACAACGCCUCAAUAUUUGCUUAGGAGCAGCAAAAGGACUCGACUACCUUCACUCGGGUCUAGGGAAGGACCACGGAGUAAUACACAGGGAUAUCAAGAGUGGGAACAUUUUGCUGGACGAAAAUCUGGUAGCUAAAAUCUGUGAUUUUGGUUUGUCAACAGAACGCCCUAGAAAUCUAGAAAGUAGUCAAUUUCUUACCAAAGUUGCUGGUACCAACUUCUACAUGGAUCCUAUUUACUAUGGAAGUGGCAUUCUCCGUAAAUAUAUUCAUUAG